AUGUCCGGUAUCGGAUCCGAGGCAGAAAGAAGGCACAUGGAGACUGAGGAUUUGAGUCCACAAGUCCUGACAUGUAGUCUGCAAGAGGGAAAAAAUGAUGUACCAGAAGUCGGAGUUGAUGUUUUAAUUGAGGAGAUGGCGAUGCGUCCAUACACAGAUUCAUACAAGGUCCGUUACGAAGGCCAAACUAUUCAGAUGACUUCCUUAGACUGGCGCAAUAACUGGCUUUUGAUAGCACAAAUCGCUGUGGGAUGGUGUAUCUUCAUUUUGUUUGGACUUGGAGAGCAAACACUUGGAACCAUUAUCCCUCGUUUGCAAAAGCACUAUGGCAUCAAUGACUUGAAAACUGCAUUGGUGUUUCUUUCAGCAACUUCUGGAUACUUUCUGAUGGCCAUGUUGUCAGAAAUUUGCCAUAUAAAGAUUGGUUACAGAGGUGUAGGUAUUAUGGGCACAGGGUGUAUGGUUGUUGGAUAUGUGAUUGCAGGUACUGGUCCACCUUUUGGUGCUUUCAUAGCGGCAUACUUCUUCGUUGGAAUUGGAUUUGGUAGUAUGGGUGCCUCAUUUAAUGGAUAUCUUGGCAACCUUAUAAACAGUGCCCCAUUACUAGGCAUCCUUCAUGGGUGCUAUGGAAUUGGUUGUAUCACCACGCCUCCACUUGUGACAGCGCUCAUUAACAAAAAGACUAAUCCAUGGAGCGUCUUCCAUUAUUACUUCGUCUUGGCGGGAGUGUCUGGAUUCUUAUCAACUAGUGUGGCCUUGAUUUUCAGACACGAGACUGCCACGAAGUACAGACUAACCGUUUUGCUAAACGAGGCGCGCCGCAGAGUUCAGGAAGCAAAUCUCAAGUGCGAAUCGACAGAAAGUAUCGAAGCUCAAUAUCCCGUUGAUGACUAUGCAGACAAGAGCAAUGAGCUUGACUGUCGUGAAGAUGUCGCUCCUUCAAACAGCAAUGAACCUCUUGUUGAGCCAGAGAAAAACACAUCGGCUUUGAAAUCAAAACUAGUGUGGUCGAUUUCAAUUAUUAUUUUUGUGUAUGUGAGUGGUGAGGCCGCUUUCGGAGCCUGGUUGGUUUCCUUCUGUCUCAAAAUCAAGCAUCUACCAUACCAAUAUUCCUCAUACAUGGCUGCAACAUUCUGGGCGGGGCUUACUACUGGCAGAAUGGGACUUGGUUUCGCGACAGAAUUUUGGUUCAAGGAUGCGAUUUUAGCCAACACCAUUUAUAUUGCCGGUUCUCUUCUCGGAUUUACGGUUUUUAGCAUUGCAGCUCUUUUCAAUGUCUCUGCAAUUUUAUUCCCUAUUGUGUUUUUUCUGGGUUUUUUUGUCGGCCCAGUAUAUCCUACAACUAUCGUGGCAAUUGUCAACAUUUUGCCAGUGAAACUCCAUGCCAGCGGUAUUGGUUUCAUUUGCGCCUUUGGUGGAGGAGGUGGUGCGGCGGCCCCCUUCUUGAUUGGUCUUGUUGCGAGCUCAAGCGAACAAGGCCUCAGAUUCUAUCCCAUGAUAGUGACAAUACUCUAUGCUAUAUUAAUUGUCAUGUGGGCCAUCUUGGUUAUUUACACCAAACGAAUGAAGCGUAAGCAAGGAAGCACUUAA
Australozyma saopauloensis is the source of this 1590-nucleotide messenger RNA. RefSeq lists its product as uncharacterized. Lineage: Eukaryota; Fungi; Ascomycota; Pichiomycetes; Serinales; Metschnikowiaceae. Bases 1 to 1590 code for a protein of 529 amino acids. Gene Ontology annotation, biological process: transmembrane transport. The record is from RefSeq and is a predicted model, not a curated record. Gene Ontology annotation, molecular function: transmembrane transporter activity. Gene Ontology annotation, cellular component: membrane. The transcript has a single exon.